Messenger RNA from Coccidioides immitis RS, 1462 nucleotides. Its product is annotated as phosphatidylinositol transporter. The transcript has 4 exons. Lineage: Eukaryota; Fungi; Ascomycota; Eurotiomycetes; Onygenales; Onygenaceae. The record is from RefSeq and is a predicted model, not a curated record. The coding region runs from base 1 to 1365 and encodes 454 amino acids.
AUGACGCUCGAACGGACUUCUACCAACCAGUCUCGUCGCAGCAAGCGCUCCCAUCACUCUCAUAGCAACUCCGAAACCCACUCCCGCUCGCACAACUCUAUCCGCAGAACAAGGACAAAUCAGUCCCUCAACGGCAAAGAAACCCCAGACCACCUCCAAGGACAUCUAAAUCACUUAACGCCUGACCAAGAGCGCGCACUUGAAGAGUUUAAGGCGGUUUGCGUUGAGAAGGGUCUAUAUACACCCGCAGAGGAGGGAAAGGCUGCUAGCCAUGAGGAUCCUACGUUGUUGCGGUUCUUGCGUGCGCGCAAAUUCGACGUGAAUGGAGCAUUGGACCAGUUCAAGGCCACAGAGGAAUGGCGAAAAGCAAACCAAAUUGAUGCGCUCUAUGAGAACUUUGACGUUGAUUCGUACGAGAAUGCACGGAGAGUGUAUCCCCAGUGGACUGGUCGUCGCGACCGGAGAGGCAUUCCCGUUUACGUCUUCGUGAUCAAACAUCUCAAUAGCAAGAAUAUGGCCGCCUACUCCUCUGGUGCCGCCUCAACCGCCACGUCCUCUACCCACACUUCCUCCACAGUACCUUCAAGACUAUUACGCCUUUUUGCACUCUACGAAAAUAUGACUCGAUUUGUCGUGCCGCUAUGUUCGUCGCUGCCACGGCCUAAUCCAGAGACGCCAAUCUCAAGCACCACCAAUAUUGUUGAUAUUUCGGGAGUUGGAUUGAAACAGUUCUGGAACCUGAAAGGACACAUGCAGGACGCGAGUGUGUUGGCAACAGCACAUUAUCCUGAAACUCUAGACAGGAUUUUUAUAAUUGGCGCACCCUCAUUUUUCCCUACCGUAUGGGGAUGGAUCAAACGGUGGUUCGACCCGGUAACGACGUCUAAGAUUUUCAUCCUCUCCUCUUCCGAAGUCAAAUCGACCCUCACAUCGUUCAUGGACCCGUCCAGCUUCCCUAAACAAUACGGCGGUGAAUUGGACUGGGAGUGGGGUGAUAUGCCAAACCUCGACGAACCCGCACAGGAGCUCGUAGGUGCGCUGGAAGAAUUGGGUCCAAAGGGGGACGGAGAAAUAAGCACGGAAAGCUCAAAUAAGACGGUGGAGGAGAGGAAAAGAAACUUUGUCAAGGGGCCGGUGGCCUGGCUAAAGGAUCGAAUUGAGAUUUUUGGUUCUAUCGGCGGACAGAAGCGUAGGAAGACGAUUCCCGUUCAGGGGGAACAGAAGCCAAGCGAAUCCGACCAAGCUGUUGUCAGUGAAGCCAAUGGCGUUGUUAUUGAAGUCACCCCAGCAGCUACGACUGAAGGCGAAGAGAAGCUUGUUACGACACCAGAGGCGCAGGUUAAUGGAACGACUGUGUCGUCGUAGCCUCUGCCGUUUUCACUCCAAUUAACUAUCCUGGCGUUUGGAAAAAGUUUCUCUGGGCGAAUUGACUUCUUGUGCAUAUCCCUGGUGAUAUGUUGCC